AGAGAGGGGGAAAGAAAGUACAAAAGUGUCAAACCCACCAAAAAAGCCCUACACUCCCUCUUCUUCUUCUUCUUCUUCUUCUUCUUCUUCUUCUUCUUCUUCCUUCCUCUCCUCUUUUCCCCCCUCCCUCUUCUUUCUCUCUCCUCCCUUCGCGUAGAUCAAUUCAAAGUUCCCUUCUUUUUCCCCCAAAUCUCAUCAAUUUCACUCAAUUUCCCCCCUUUUUUGUUUCUAGGGUUUGUUUUUCUUCUUUUUCUUCCCUUUCCUCUUUGUUUUUUUACAGAAACAUCAAAUUGAUUGAAGAAGCUUUGCCGUUGUUGUUUAGUUGUUGAAAUUCGGGAUUGAUUUAAGGGUUUGAAGGAGGGGGUUUGUGAAGAUGAGCGGUGGGGUUAGGGCGUCGUCAACAAUCCCUAGCAAUGUGAAGAAGACUAUCCAGAACAUCCAAGAGAUCACUGGAAAUCAUAGUGAUGAAGAGAUUUAUGCAAUGCUUAAGGAAUGCUCCAUGGAUCCUAAUGAAACCGCUCAGAAACUCCUUCUUCAAGAUACCUUCCAUGAAGUGAAAAGCAGAAAAGAUCGGAAGAAAGAGAACCAGACCAUCCGAGAUAUUGUUGAUUCACGGCCGAGACCUGGUCCAUCAGGACGGGGUGGUCGAGGUGCACGGGGAAAUUAUACAUCUCGCUCUGCAGCUCAGGAUGCUGGUGGGGGACGAAGUAUUCCUGCUAAGGAGAAUGGAAUCAAUAAAGCUUCUCAGCAUGUUCGAUCCAUAUCGUCUACUCCGGUUCAGGAGACAAAGAGAAAGGAUGACAGAAGCUCUGUGACAGGGAUGCCCAAUGGUUCAGUUAAUGUAGUUUCUGAAGGUGUUAAAGUUGCCAAUACUUCAAGCGGUGCCAAGGAAGUUGAGCCACAAGUACGAAGUGUUGGAAGCAAGGAAUCGAACAUGUUGUCUGGAGUGAUUGUGGAAUCUGUUAUGCCAGCAAUCUUAACAGAUGUUGGUUCUAAUGAUACACAUGUCCCUGCUACUGUUGGCAUCAUUAAACGUGAUGUUGGAGGCCAGCGCUCCCAUGUGGAGCCAAAUUUUAAUAUAUCUCCUGAAAACAAAUCAAAAGCUGGUAAAAUGGGCGGCAAGUCACAAGCGGGGAAGAAUCAGUCUGCAGAAUUUUUGCAAUCUUCAUCACUGAGUCAUGGAAGCUCUAGUCGACCAUCCUCUAACUAUGGUAGUCGGUCACAGCAAGCUUUGGGUUCUCAGAAAGUGGGGCCCAACAAGGAGUGGAAGCCAAAGGUGACCAACACAAGCACCGUUCAAGAACUUAAAACACCAGCUACACCUGAAGGCUUUAAUACUCAAGCUGAAACUUGUACACCCAACCAGUCUGUGGAAAUCAUAACUGAUUCAGUUGGUGCUACCAACAAGCUCGAGAAGGAGCUGGAAGGUCUACAUGUUAAGGACAAUCAGCAUGUUAUUAUUCCGAACCAUAUCCAUGUGCCUGAUGCUGUUCGAACUGGUUUGAGCUUUGGAAGCUUUGAUACUUUUGUUAUUGCCUCAAAAGAUCCUAGCGAAUUAGAAACUGAGAUUUCAAAGUCUAUUUCGGAGACAGAACAGGGGAUUGAUGAAACAGUAGAGGAGACCUCAAGUCAAAGCACAUUGACACCUGGAGAAGAAGCUGAUUAUGUUGAUCGUUCACAAUCACCCAUGCAAGCGGAAAACUUGACAUCUGGUGAUGUCAGUGUUCCCGCUAAUUCUGUCUCAGAUUUCAGCGACUCGAAGGAGACAGUUAGUGCUCUGCAGCAUUCCGGUGGCCAUACUUCUGCUGGUUAUAAUUUUGGUCUUUUGCCACCGAUGCUUGGAAACCCAUUAGGAUCACCGGAAGCCUUGGAGACUCAAGCUCUUGAUGCUUCUAGAGCUUCUAGCUUUGUCGUACAGCAACCAGUUGAUCCUUCUAGCUUCUAUGCCCAAUUUUAUCGUUCUGGAGCAGAUAGUGACGUGCACGCGUCCCCUUUUCCAGCACAUGUAGCUGCUGCCAGGUACAAUGGGAAUGUUGCAGUCUUGCCUUCACAGACUUCACAAUCUCUGACCGAGGGUGGAAAUUCCUUGGUCUUCUCAACAGCAGCUCAAACACCAGUUGCAACUCAAGCUGCUGGUGUGAUGCCAAACUCUAUAGCCGUCAAUCAACAGCCUAUGCCUCUUUUUCGCCAACCAGCCGGAGUUCAUAUGCCACAUUACCCUCCAAAUUAUAUUCCUUAUGGCCAUUAUUUUCCUCCAUUUUAUGUCCCACCUCCUGCAAUGCAUCAGUUUAUUGGUAAUAAUGCAUUCUCUCAGCAAGCUCAGGCAGGUAAUGUAUAUCCAGCACAACCUGCUCCCGCCUCUGCCCCUACAUCAGUUAAAUUUCCACUGUCUCAGUAUAAGCCAUCAGGUAAUGCUGGAAAUUCUAUGCACAUGGGUAUUGGUGGAGGUUAUGGACCAUAUGGGGCCUCACCAGUUGGUUACGGUCCAAUUUCAGCUUCUACAGCUGGAAACUCAGCAGCAAAUGAGGAUCUUGCUGCAUCCCAGUUCAAGGAAAGUAAUUUGUAUAUCAAUGGACAACAGAGCGAAGGUCCAGCAGUCUGGAUUCCUGCACCAGGACGUGACAUUGCCAAUUUACCAGCGAACUCUUUCUAUAAUCUUCCUCCUCAAGGUCAGCAUGUGACUUUUGCACCUACACAGGGUGGCCAAGGUACCUUUGCUGGCAUCUACCAUCCUGGUCAAGCAGUUACGGCAGCUAGUGUGCAUCCCUUUCUACAACAAUCCCAGGCCAUGCCUGGGGCUGUUGAUAUGUCGGGUGCGACAGGUAGUGUUUACCAACAACCUCAACAUACACAAAUGAACUGGCCAAAUAACUACUGAACUGAAGAAUGCCCUUUUCUUGUAAGCUAGACAAGAUCUUUCAAUGUUGGGAGUUAUCUGAAUGAUAUGGGACUGCUGGAAUUAUCAACCAAAAAAAAAAGUUAUGGGGGUUGAAUGUGAGGGAUGUGACAUCAUAAAAGCAGGCCGAAGGAUUAGCCAAAGGUAUCUUCUGGUGGUGCUAAAUAGUAUAGUUUGAGGUAUAGAAUGACAAUCUGCCAUUGACUAAAUAUUACAUAUUUUUAGCUAGCUUGGGGGUGAUAUGAGCAGGUUUCUUUUUCAUUGUGUUGGUAUAUGGGUUUUCUGAUCUUCCCCAGUCAUAUUUCAAAACUUUAUUUUAAAUUCAAGUUUUGUAUUAGAACUUACUUGAGUGACUGGAAAGGUAUUUUUCGAAGUUUAUGAAGCCUAGGAUUUAUUAAAAGAGGUCUAAGAUGGUAGGUUAGUGGAAAAUCCCUCUUUUUCUUCAUUUUCUUCUUUCUGUUCUCUUAUCUGUAAAGUGAAUUUUUUUGGGAAGAAGAGGAUGUACUGAAUGAACUGAAACUGUUGUAUUUGGUAUCAAGCAAAAGCAGCUCGCAAUUGUCUCA
Messenger RNA from Spinacia oleracea (spinach), 3459 nucleotides. Its product is annotated as GBF-interacting protein 1-like. Lineage: Eukaryota; Viridiplantae; Streptophyta; Magnoliopsida; Caryophyllales; Amaranthaceae. The record is from RefSeq and is a predicted model, not a curated record. The coding region runs from base 374 to 2878 and encodes 834 amino acids. The transcript has 11 exons.